AUGUCCCGCGCGCCGGUCGCGUCGAGCGACGGCGACGACGCGCGUCGCGCGCGUCGCAACGCGCAGGCGCGCGCGCUGUGUCGGCGCGCGUGCGAGCUGCUGAACCUCCCGAUCGACACCGCGGUGACGGCGCUGGCGAACGUUUUAAAGUUUUAUAAACGGCGCGACGCGAUCGAGCGCGCGAGCGAGGACGAGGCGCGGAAGCGCGCGAAAGUCUCGCCCGAAUUGGUCGUGCAGGCGGGGAUCUACCUGGCGUGUAAGCUGGAGGAGUCGGUGGUGCGGUUGGCGGACGUCGUGGCGGCGACGGCGGCGACGCUCGACGGCGAGGACGGAACGGUGGCGCUGGAUGAUCGCGCGGACGUGCGGUUGAGCGAGGCGGACGCGAGAGAACGGGCGGAGGGUGAAAUGCUGGCUGGGUACGCGGUCGUGGGUCGUGGGGCGGGAGAUGAGGGUGCGGAGGCGAUGAACGCGGCGCGCGACGGCGACGCGAUGAACGCGGCGACGGGGGCGUUGUAUUACGCGUACAAGGAUCGAAUCUUAGUUUUGGAGCAAGAGAUGCUUCGCGCGAUGGAAUAUGAGUUGAACACGGCGCAACCGCACGUGUACAUGUUUCACAUCGUACAUGUGAUCGGAGGUAGUAGGGAAUUGGCGUGCGCGGCGAGCGCGACGCUGUUGGAUGCCCUCUUCGCGACGGCGGAGCCCGUGGGGGAAGAGGAGGCGCCGACGAUCGCGGCGGCGGCAGUGCGCCGCGCGAGCGUCAAUUUGAAGUGUGAAAAAGACUUGAAGUCUGCGAAUGGGAAAAUGUGGUACGAGAUUUUGGGGUUCGACGCCGCGGCGAUGGACGCGGUCGAAGAGCGCCUACGAGAAGGAAGCGCGACGUGA
Ostreococcus lucimarinus CCE9901 is the source of this 882-nucleotide messenger RNA. RefSeq lists its product with no specific name. The record is from RefSeq and is a predicted model, not a curated record. Gene Ontology annotation, biological process: regulation of transcription by RNA polymerase II. NCBI's taxonomy places the organism in Eukaryota, Viridiplantae, Chlorophyta, Mamiellophyceae, Mamiellales, Bathycoccaceae. The coding region runs from base 1 to 882 and encodes 293 amino acids. The transcript has a single exon. Gene Ontology annotation, cellular component: nucleus. Gene Ontology annotation, molecular function: cyclin-dependent protein serine/threonine kinase regulator activity.